Messenger RNA from Porites evermanni, 561 nucleotides. The record is from the annotation of a GenBank genome assembly. NCBI's taxonomy places the organism in Eukaryota, Metazoa, Cnidaria, Anthozoa, Scleractinia, Poritidae.
AUGGCGGCACAACGGGACGGUUUUAUCAAUUUCUCGCUGGACUUUAUCACGAAGACUUGGGUCGGAAAGCUGAAAGUGGCAGAGCUAGUUUUUACGUUGCUUGGUGGUGCUUGUGGUACCGCAAUUUCCUGCCUUUACGGUAACAGUUGCGGUUGUUCUCCGAAAUUAGGCUUUUUCGAUUUUGUCGCAUGGACCGCCUUUAUUAACGCCUUGAUCGACAUGAUAAUCCAUCUCGUUGGGUUGUGGGAUCGACUUCUUUGGAUUUUCCGUCAUCCUGCGGUUCAUACAGUGUUGUGUUUACUGGCGGUCGUUGGUUUUCUUAUUGGCUCCAGUCUUGCUGCUUCAGUUGCUGGAGCUGAUUGGUGUUCAACAAGCGCGAGUACCGCUGGGGCAGCUGCUUUCUUCGGCUUCGUCUGCUUGGUCUUGUUUGCUGUCGAGUGCUUUCUUCACUUCAAGGAGUACAGAAGCAUGCAAAGCGAAGCUCGUCAACAAUCUUCCGGGCAAGAUCAGCCGCCAGAUUAUAUCGAAGAAAAACCUACAAACGGACCUGGAGUUGUGUGA